Molecule: messenger RNA, 1011 nt
Organism: Cynoglossus semilaevis (tongue sole)
Lineage: Eukaryota; Metazoa; Chordata; Actinopteri; Pleuronectiformes; Cynoglossidae
Product: ras-related protein Rab-35-like
Exons: 7
Coding region: 1-810 (269 amino acids)
Molecular function (GO): GTP binding; GTPase activity
Source: RefSeq, a predicted model, not a curated record
AUGAGCCAACUGAGGAAGACCUUCAUUGAACUGGUGAAGUCUAGUGAAGGUCUUGAUGCUUCAAACUACAGACAGGAUACAUUGAAGAAGAGCCUGAGCCGUGAUUUCCCGCAGCUAGUGUUUCACACCCCCACCAAGCGUAAAGUCUCUAAACUGGUUUUUGCUGAGACUCUGUCGAAAGAAACACUCUUGGACCUGCUAUCUUAUCCAUCAGGUGCGGAAACCACCCACUCUAGCGAGAUGAAUCAGACAGACAGAGUGGGGAAGAGCAGUCUCCUCCUGCGAUUUGCAGACAACACAUUUUCAGGUAGCUAUAUCACCACGAUUGGUGUGGACUUCAAGAUCCGGACUGUGGAGAUCAAUGGUGAGAAGGUGAAGCUACAAAUCUGGGACACAGCAGGACAGGAGCGCUUUCGCACCAUCACCUCCACGUAUUAUAGGGGAACACAUGGAGUCAUAGUGGUUUAUGAUGUCACGAGUGCCGAGUCCUUUGUCAAUGUCAAACGAUGGUUACAUGAAAUUAACCAGAAUUGUGACGACGUGUGUCGAAUAUUAGUGGGAAAUAAGAAUGACGACCCCAACUCUAAAGUGGUGGAGACGACUGAUGCACAGAAGUUUGCUGAGCAGAUGGGAAUUAAUCUGUUUGAGACGAGUGCAAAAGAGAACAUCAACGUUGAAGAGAUGUUUAACUACAUCACAGAGCUGGUGCUACGAGCCAAAAAGGAGGUGUUAGCCAAGCAGCAGGAGCAGCAACAGAACGAUGUGGUCAAACUCACCCGGAACAGUAAACGGAAGAAAAAGUGCUGCUAACAAACCUGCCAUGAAAAGGCCACACGUACACACAAACACAUGCGUACACAGAAACGGUGGGACUCAGAGCAUCUAAAUUAAAGAGCAGAUAAAGAUUUAUUAGAUAUACAAUAAAAGAUUUAAAAGAAUAAAUGGAAAACUGUCCUCUUUGGACAGACUAAUCAUGGAGACUUUUAAAAUAAAUGUACAGAUUUUAUCAAA